CGAAGUUUUCACUAUGAAUUAAUUGUGUCUUAGCCUCUUGGGCGCGUGAUUGUUCGGUGGAAAAGGUCGUAUACUUUAGGGACUCUUGAGACAGGUCCUCGAUCUUAGCCCUAUGGACUCGGUUUUGAGCCUUCAAAAGGAGUUAAGUCAGGAUCCGUACAGCGUCCCGCUUCGUAUCAAGCUGAUCGAGGCGUAUGAUACCUUGAAAUAUCCAGACCUAGCUGCUGGGGAAGCGUAUCGGGCAAUUCUUCUGAUUGACGAGGUCGUCGAUGAGUGUGGGGAAUUCCACGAAGAAGCUUUGGAAUCUGCCCGACAAUACUACGGGGACGUAAUACAUAAUGGUGCAAGUAUCACCACAGAAGCGCCGGCUGAUAUAGAUAUCAUCGGUCAUGCCCGAGCUGAGUGGUUGUCUACCUUAUACAUCAAGAUAAUACGUAGUCUGUGCGCUUGCAACUGUCUGAAAAGUGCAUUUGAAUACAGUCUACGGGCGGUAAAGGGCUUCCCAGGCCAUGAAGCUCUAAGCAAAGAGCACAAUCAAGUGCUACAUGCCAUCCGACAACACCUCGAGUCACAAGGCAAAUCCUUGGACGAGAAUGAUGUUAUCUUGGAUGAUUUGCCGGACCGAGGUCUUGUGCGACGGGAGCUUUAUUCAUGGAACGAGCAUGAGCCAGAUCGGUUCUCUGCAGACGCCAUAAGUUCACUAAACGAGCAGAUGGCCAUAUCUGCUCCGAACCUUAUAGUCAAGUCUACACAGCUACCUGUUCUGGUCCAGCAUGAGAGCCGGGACGAGACACACACAGUAAAACAACUUGGCGUUUUUGCCAAAAAUGAUCUUGAGCCCGGGGAUAUAGUCCUCGACGAGAGAUCACUGCUCACAGCGCAUCUUCGCUUUCACGACCCUUUUUGCGAUGCCUGUGGAGUUCCUCUUGCGAAGCUCGGAAGUCCAGGAACCGAUGAUUACAUGCCGUGUCUCGAAUGUGACGAUGUAUGGUUUUGCAGCCAGAACUGCCAUGAUCUCGCACAAGACUUUUACCAUCCUGCAAUCUGUGGUACAGACGUAGAGGUAAGUGCUGCAGAUGCUACUGCAGAGGAAGCAGCCGAUGCACUCUACUCGUUACUGCUCUUGCGCAUUUUGGCAAUGGCCGAGACUCAAGAAAUCGAUCCCUUGGACCUGAAUGAGGUGAAGUACAUCUGGGGUGACUACACAAACACAAUCUUGGGCAUGGGACAUGGAUCCGAAGCACUUCGCACGCUACCGUUUUCCUUCAAGUACAACAUAUUCCUGCCCCUCCACAUGCUCGAGAAGAUGGACGUCAACAUAUUCGAGACGAGCACCAAGUAUGAUUUCUGGGUAUUCAAUACUCUAUAUGCCAAGUUCAGGGGAACAGCCUCGGCAAAACAAGGGCUUGAUGGCAAACCGGAAAUCGCUGCCGUGCAUCCCCUCUGGUGUCUUGCGAACCACAGUUGUGACCCAAACGUCACUUGGGAAUGGCGCGGGAGCAUCAGAUUCACUGCAAAGACUGAACGCGCGAUGUGGAAAGGUCGAGAUGAAAGAGCGACACCAGGAAUCAAGAAAGACGAAGAACUUCUGAGUCAUUACUGCGAUAUCGAGUUACCUGUCAAAGAAAGACGAGAAUGGGCAGUAGGUGCACUCGGUGGAAUGUGCAUGUGUAAACGGUGCCAAUGGGAGGAGAUGCAAUAGGCAUCUUGCACGUCUCAGUCGCACACCGGAAGCAAGUCCGAGGCGCAGAUCCGAGGAGAUCGUGACCGGGCCAAACACGCUAUGAUAUGCACGACAUACCAUCGAAGAUCCACCAUCGGACUCAGCAAAGUUGUGAUCCAUCGAUUAGGCAUUUAGACACCAGUCACCUGAGACAUCGAGACCUGGUCGAACGUCUCUCCACAGUCUUGAGGAUGUGAACAUCGACCAACCUAAGUACAUCCUGUACAAUGAUAUCCAUAUUAGGAUAUGUGCCUAAUUGUGGACCUUGCCUUG
This is a messenger RNA of Pseudovirgaria hyperparasitica, 1996 nucleotides long. RefSeq lists its product as uncharacterized. The record is from RefSeq and is a predicted model, not a curated record. Gene Ontology annotation, molecular function: protein binding. The coding region runs from base 113 to 1702 and encodes 529 amino acids. Gene Ontology annotation, cellular component: nucleus. Lineage: Eukaryota; Fungi; Ascomycota; Dothideomycetes; Acrospermales; Acrospermaceae. The transcript has 2 exons.